AUGGUCAUCACUACUAAUUCAGAGAUAUGGAGUUAUAAUUUUGGAAAUAAUGCAUCAAAGGCGCAGUUGGAUACUCUUAAGUAUGGGAUCAAUAGCAAAGAUCUUAGGUUCUUGCUUUUAACGAGACGUUACGUCUUGAACCUAAACCUAAAGAAGUUGACAUAUAUGGCGAAAAGUUGUAGGGGAGAGUUUUUGAAGAGUGUCCUCAAAUAUGACCAGGUUUCCUUCAGUAACAAUAAGUGUUGUUUGGGUGAAAUUGGCACGGCGUCAUCCUAUGGUCCUCCUUAUACACCUACGAGAUGCAAUGGCAACCAAGCAGAUCAAUUUCCAUUGGGGAAUUUAUUUGUAUCAGUGAGUGAAGGACUAUGGGAUAAUGGGGCGGCAUGUGGUAGGCGUUACAGAUUGAAGUGUUUGAGUGGAAAUAAUAAACCGUGUAAAGGUGGCACAAUUGAUGUUAAGGUGGUCGAUUUUUGCUCCAAAAGACCAUGUCCUUCAACGAUUGUCUUGUCAAAUGAUGCAUUUUCUGCCAUUUCCAAAACUCAAAGGGGAAAAAUUAACGUCGAAUAUAUUGAGAUCUAACAGGGGGAAGGAGUCCGAUUAUUUAGUUAGAUAGAGCAAUAAAGGUUGUAAUCACAUACAUGGAUUUUUUGAAGCUUAAAUCCACAAAAGCUUGAAGAUAUAUGCCUUAAUCUACGUUAAAUGUAUUAAUAUGCAAUAUAAAUAUAAAGUGUAGACAU
Molecule: messenger RNA, 737 nt
Organism: Lactuca saligna
Lineage: Eukaryota; Viridiplantae; Streptophyta; Magnoliopsida; Asterales; Asteraceae
Source: the annotation of a GenBank genome assembly